This is a messenger RNA of Mesitornis unicolor (brown roatelo), 333 nucleotides long. RefSeq names its product dolichyl-phosphate mannosyltransferase polypeptide 1, catalytic subunit (gene DPM1). Gene Ontology annotation, molecular function: dolichyl-phosphate beta-D-mannosyltransferase activity. The annotation marks the transcript as partial. The transcript has 5 exons. The record is from RefSeq and is a predicted model, not a curated record. Gene Ontology annotation, cellular component: endoplasmic reticulum membrane. NCBI's taxonomy places the organism in Eukaryota, Metazoa, Chordata, Aves, Mesitornithiformes, Mesitornithidae. Gene Ontology annotation, biological process: protein O-linked glycosylation via mannose; GPI anchor biosynthetic process.
UGGAAUCAAUUUUGAAAUUAUCAUCGUAGAUGAUGGAAGCCCGGAUGGGACACAGGAAAUUGCUGAACAAUUGGAAAAGAUAUAUGGAUCAGACAAAAUACUUCUAAGACCCAGAGCGAGAAAGUUGGGCCUCGGCACAGCUUAUAUUCAUGGAAUGAAGCACGCCACUGGGAAUUUUAUUGUUAUUAUGGAUGCUGACCUCUCUCACCAUCCAAAAUUUAUUCCAGAGUUUAUCAGAAAGCAGAAAGAAGGCAAUUUUGAUAUUGUAUCUGGAACAAGAUAUAAAGGAAAUGGAGGAGUAUAUGGCUGGGAUUUGAAAAGAAAAUUAAUCAG